AUCACCAUUGCUCAAAUCAGGCUAUUCUCUCCCUUCCAUAUGGAGAUUUCUGUAAUGAGUUUAAGCCUAUUCUUCUUAGUAACCUUUCAUGCCAUCCUUGUCCAAGUGUUCCUCAACUUGUCAUUUCCUGAAUAUGUUUCCGCGGCCAUACCUGGCAACGGGACAGAUAAACUGGCGUUGCUCGAGUUCAAGUCCCAAAUCACUGAAGAUCCUCUAGGAGUUUUAGUCUCUUGGAAUGAUUCUAUUCAUUUCUGCUGGUGGACUGGAGUCACUUGUGGCUUUAAACACCAGAGGGUCACUAGUUUGGAUCUCCAACGGCAAACGUUGGCUGGAACCAUAUCACCCCACAUUGGAAACCUCUCUUUCCUUCAACUCCUCAACCUUGCAGACAAUUCCUUCCAUGGUGGGAUUCCCCCAAAACUUGGUCACUUGUUCAGGCUUCGAAGUUUGAACUUGAGCUAUAACUAUUUAGAUGGUGAAAUUCCUGUUAAUCUCUCUCGCUGUUCCAACCUCAUGAAUCUCUUUCUGGACCACAAUUAUAUCAAAGGACACAUUCCUCCUGAAGUUGGGUCACUGUCAAAACUUGUGACAUUGUACCUCAAGAACAACAAUCUUACAGGUAGGUUUCCGGCUUCAAUCGGAAAUCUUUCCUCUCUCCAAGAGCUUUACUUAUCAUAUAACAAUUUGCAUGGAGAAGUUCCAGGAACAAUGGCCCAACUGAGAAGUUUGAAGCUACUUGGGUUGUCGAUGAAUAGCCUUUCUGGGGAGUUUCCUCUUUCACUUUACAAUCUCUCCUCCCUCAAACUCCUAGCUUUGUCUUUUAACAAUUUCACUGGAAAUCUCAGAGCCGACAUAGGCUUUGCUUUUCCAAAUCUCCAGCGACUCUAUUUGGCAGACAACUACUUCACUGGUCUAAUUCCUGUUUCAUUGUCCAAUGCUUCAGAGCUUCUACAGCUUGAUAUCCCGGACAAUUAUUUCAAUGGUAGCAUACCAAUGGAUUUUGGCAAGCUACAGAACAUCUUGUGGCUCAAUUUUCGUAAUAAUCAUCUUGGAAGUGGCACAAUUGAUGAUUUGAAGUUCAUCAAUUCUUUGACCGAUUGCAGCCAGCUCCAGUUCCUGGAUAUUUCCGACAACGAGUUUGGAGGUAUGUUGCCUCACUCAAUAACCAAUCUGUCAACCCAAUUGACGCGUCUACUUGUUGGAGGAAACAGCAUUAGUGGAAGCAUACCUAAAGAGAUUGAGAACCUCUUCAACUUAAAUGUACUGAGCAUGGAUCAUAACUUCCUAACAGGUAACAUUCCAGCUUCCGUUGCAAAGCUUUCAAGCCUGAAACGCCUUCAUUUGGAGGCAAAUCAAUUAACUGGGGAAAUUCCCUCUUCCAUUGGCAACAACACUCAGUUGUUGUAUCUUUAUUUAGGAAACAACAGCUUGGGUGGAAGCAUACCUUCAAGUUUAGGAAACUGUAUAUACAUGCAGUCUUUAGACCUUUCUCGGAAUAAGUUCAAUGGCACCAUCCCAGAACAACUUAUAGGUCUCUCAUCCCUUUCAGUAGUCCUUGACCUCUCUCACAACUCCUUGACUGGUCCCUUGCCAGAGGCAGUUGGUAAUUUGACAAAUCUUGCUGCUCUUGAUAUUUCGGAUAACAAAUUGUCCGGUGAGAUUCCAAGCAAGCUGGGCAAUUGUUUGGUUCUGGAACAGCUUUAUCUGCAAGGAAAUUCCUUCAGAGGAAGCAUUCCUGCUUUGAGUCAUUUGGAAAAUAUUGGAUAUUUAGAUCUUUCUAGCAACAACCUGUCAGGCCAAAUUCCACAAUAUAUGGUCAAUCUUUCCUCUUUAGUAUACUUGAAUCUAUCGUUUAACAAUCUCGAGGGUGAGCUACCUGAACAAGGGGUAUUCAGAAAUGCAAGUGCAUUUGAAGUCCUCAGCAACAUGAAGCUUUGUGGGGGUGUCCAGGAGUUACAUUUGAAACCAUGCCCUGUGCAAGCACCUGAGAAGCCUCAUAAGCACAUUUCUCACAUAUUAAAAUUGGUGCUAAUAAUUUUUGCCUCUUGCCUAGCAUUGAUGUUGUUAUCUAUACUUUCACUUUACCGUGUGAAGAAGCUUAAAACUAGGCCUCAUUCUUCAUCUCCAUUUGGGCACUCUUUCCCGAAGAUUUCUUAUGAAGAGCUCCUCAAUGCGACUGGUAGAUUCUCUUCAUGCAAUUUGAUUGGCUCAGGUAGUUUUGGGACUGUGUAUAAAGGAAUUCUCAGUCCCGAACAAACAAUUGUUGCAAUAAAGGUACUCAAGCUUCAACAGAGAGGAGCUUCCAAAAGCUUUAUGGCUGAAUGCCAAGCCUUUAGAAACGUCCGGCACAGGAACCUUGUCAAAAUCCUGACAGCUUGCUCAAGUAUUGACUUCAACGGCAAUGACUUUAAAGCUUUAGUAUAUCAGUAUAUGCCAAAUGGGAGCUUGGAGAAAUGGCUGCAUCCAGAAGGAGGACAAAUCGAACAGAAAAGUUUAAGCAUUCUCCAACGAUUAAACAUUGCAAUAGAUGUGGCUUCUGCAUUGAAUUAUCUUCAUAACCAAUGUCAGACACCAGUGGUUCACUGUGAUUUAAAGCCGAGCAAUGUUCUCCUUGACAAUGAUCUGACUGCUCAUGUGAGUGAUUUUGGCUUGGCAAGACUUCUUUCAGAAUCCAGUCAAAAUGCUGAUUUGCAUCACUCCAGCUCACUUGUGAUUAAAGGAACCAUUGGGUAUGCAGCUCCAGAGUACGGCAUGGGUGGUCAGAUGUCAAUUCUAGGAGAUGUCUACAGUUAUGGCAUUCUCUUGUUAGAGAUGUUUACCGGAAAAAGACCCACUGAUGAAUUAUUCAAAGAUAAUUUAAGCCUUCACAGCUUUGUCAAACUGGCAUUGCCAAAUCAAAUAAUGGAGAUCAUUGACCAAUCAGCUCUGUACAAAGAAGUGGCAGGAGAAGCUAAUAAGAGAGUUUCAAGCUGGAGUGACUUGAGAAGUGAACAGAUUGAGUGCUUGGUUUCUGUUUUCCAAAUUGGAGUUGUUUGUUCAGCAGAGUCUCCACGAGACAGAUUGAACAUGAGACGAGUCGUCUUGGAUUUGAUGUCGAUCAGAGACGCAUUUCUUGGAAUGGGAAUGAAUGAGGACUGAGGAGAAAAACCACAGCCUAGAUAGGACCGUCGAGUUUGUUUGAGCCAUACGAAGAUGGAAAAUACUUGUAUAAGCCCAUCCUAUAAAUUUAAGGUUUCAAGGAAUGUAUGUUGUCUAUGCUGCCAAGUUGAAUGUAAAUCUGUUUCCAAUAUUUUCUUUUGCUUCCUUUAAAAGCUUAAUGUCACACCGGCGAAUUUGAAAACUACUUUAU
Cornus florida is the source of this 3349-nucleotide messenger RNA. RefSeq names its product putative receptor-like protein kinase At3g47110. The transcript is spliced from 3 exons. Gene Ontology annotation, cellular component: plasma membrane. Gene Ontology annotation, molecular function: protein binding; protein kinase activity; ATP binding. The coding region runs from base 40 to 3138 and encodes 1032 amino acids. Gene Ontology annotation, biological process: protein phosphorylation; hormone-mediated signaling pathway. NCBI's taxonomy places the organism in Eukaryota, Viridiplantae, Streptophyta, Magnoliopsida, Cornales, Cornaceae. The record is from RefSeq and is a predicted model, not a curated record.